AUGAAAAGCCUCAUCAUCGUUCUCUGUCUCACCAUUAUUCAGACAACAACGAUCGGAGGAUGGCCAAAACCUUCGGAAAUCUCCAAUAACGCAAUGCUAAUAAAUACCGACCACCACCGUUACUACGGUAGUAAAUUUAGUUUUGAAGAUUCCAAAGUUUGGAAAUGUGUUUAUAACAACGGAUGUGGAGCCGCUGUCUCUAUAUCUUACCCUGGACCUCCACAACCACCAUCGAAAAAGCCACCAACUCCAUCGUCUCCUCCUCCAACAUCAAAUAUGUCUCCACCACCACCUAAACCAUCACCGCCUCCACCAACUCCUAGAAUGUCUCCUCCACCUCCAAAAAAAUCUCCUCCGCGUCCCAAACAAUCUCCUCCGCCUCCUAAACCAUUACCUCCGCGUCCCAAACAAUCUCCUCCGCCUCCUAAACCAUCACCUCCGCGUCCAACUCCAAAGAGGUCUCCUCCGCCUCCUAAACCUUCACCUCCACGUCCAACUCCAAAGAGGUCUCCUCCGCCUCCUAAACCAUCACCUCCGCGUCCAACUCCAAAGAGGUCUCCUCCGCCUCCUAAACCAUCACCUCCACGUCCAUCUCCAAAGAGGUCUCCUCCGCCUCCUAAACCAUCACCUCCACGUCCAACUCCAAUGAAGUCUCCUCCGCCUCCUAAACCAUCACCUCCACGUCCAACUCCAAAGAGGUCUCCUCCGCUUCCUAAACCAUCACCUCCACGUCCAACUCCAACUCCAAAGAAGUCUCCUCCUCCGCCUCCUAAACAAUCUCCUCCGUCUUAUAAACCAUCAACGCCAUCACCUACACCCAAAAUUACACCACCGCCUCCAAUUCCCAAGAAGUCUCCACCUCCACCAAACGAGUCAACUCCAUCAUCACCGGAGCAUCAUUAUCAGAAUCCGGAUCCAAAUCCGUGGGGGCAUUUUAUCAGUUGCAUGAGCGAUUUUGGGCCGUCGGCAAUAUGUAAGCAGCAAAUGGAGGUAAGUUACUACACAGGGAGGUUUCGUGUGAGUGACUAUUGCUGCGACCUUAUUGUCAACAUGAGAAAUGAAUGUACUGAUGUCAUUUUAGGCUUCUACACUGAUCCCUUCUUCGUUCCUUUGAUUCGUUACACUUGCCACGUCAAGAACUAG
Molecule: messenger RNA, 1143 nt
Organism: Eutrema salsugineum
Lineage: Eukaryota; Viridiplantae; Streptophyta; Magnoliopsida; Brassicales; Brassicaceae
Product: extensin
Exons: 2
Coding region: 1-1143 (380 amino acids)
Source: RefSeq, a predicted model, not a curated record